CGUUGACGGGCGUGCAAAGAGAGAUUAACGAAAUACCUCAUCUCCACUGCAUUAACGGCCUCCACUCAUCUCUGCGGUUGCUUCCACUCGCUCCGCCAGGAAUGGCUUCUGUUCCACACGGCAAUGCGACUUGCCGCAUUUUAUUAGAAAAAACAGCGAUUCCCUAUGCGGGAAUUUCUGCUUUGCCCUACUUGCAUCCCGGAAGAACAGCGUCUAGAUGUUUCAGGAGAGGAACAAUAAUUUCUCGAUGCUUGUAUGGAAAGAAGUUUUUUUCUUCAUCAGAAAAGAGCUUUAGUGGGAAUUUUAUGAAGAAUGAGGGCUUCUUUGUCCCCAGAAGUGGCAGUUCUUUAAAUUGUAGUGGAAGUGAUGAUGCCCCAUCUAAUCAGACAGAGAAGACACCAUUUGGAUAUACGAGAAAGGAUGUUCUAUUAAUUGGGCUUGGAGUUACUGUCCUAGGCAUUGGCUUAAAAAGUGGAUUAGAGUUUGUAGGAGUGGAUCCACUGCAAGCUGGGAAUGUGGUUCAGUUGGUACUGGUUUUGGGACUCACAGUUGGAUGGAUCUCAACAUAUAUCUUUAGAGUUUCAAACAAGGAGAUGACAUACGCUCAACAAUUACGGGACUAUGAAUACAAAGUGAUGGAGAAAAGAUUAGAGGGCCUAACAGAAGCAGAGCUAGAAGCACUACUUGAACAAGUUGAGGAAGAGAAGAGACGCAGCGCUGGUGGAGAACAGGUGAAUCGAAGUAACUAGUCUGUAUAUAUAAAGUAAACUUUUACCGCAGAAAUUGGGGCUGUAAUUUUAAGCUGUAUGGACAACCUAGUUCAGAUGGAUUUUGGUUAUGCCUGCUUCACAUACCCACAGACAUGAAAAAUGGAUUAACUUUCGAAAUCCAUUGUAAGAAAUUCCCAUACGUAAGAAAUCCUGAAAGUUAUGAAGGAUUAUAUUGCUUUACAUUGCA
This is a messenger RNA of Neltuma alba, 957 nucleotides long. RefSeq lists its product as uncharacterized. The record is from RefSeq and is a predicted model, not a curated record. The transcript has 6 exons. Bases 102 to 749 code for a protein of 215 amino acids. NCBI's taxonomy places the organism in Eukaryota, Viridiplantae, Streptophyta, Magnoliopsida, Fabales, Fabaceae.